This is a messenger RNA of Serendipita indica DSM 11827, 306 nucleotides long. Lineage: Eukaryota; Fungi; Basidiomycota; Agaricomycetes; Sebacinales; Serendipitaceae. The record is from the annotation of a GenBank genome assembly.
AUGCUUGGAAAUGGACGACUGGAAGCACAGUGUUUCGAUGGCGAGAAACGACUAGCACACAUUCGUGGCAAGAUGAGGAAGAAGGUUUGGAUCAAUCAAGGAGAUAUCAUUCUGCUUUCCCUGCGUGACUUCCAAGACGACAAGGCAGACGUUAUCGUCAAGUACACUGCCGACGAGGCGCGUAACCUCAAGGCCUAUGGGGAGCUGCCGGAGAAUGCAAAGAUCAACGAUACCGACACUUAUGGAGAGGCGGAAGACGGAAUUGUGUUCGACAACGACGACGAGGUCGAUAUUGAUGAUCUUUAG